Messenger RNA from Mytilus trossulus (common blue mussel), 1319 nucleotides. RefSeq names its product probable cardiolipin synthase (CMP-forming). The coding region runs from base 70 to 1065 and encodes 331 amino acids. The record is from RefSeq and is a predicted model, not a curated record. Gene Ontology annotation, biological process: cardiolipin biosynthetic process. The transcript has 7 exons. Gene Ontology annotation, molecular function: cardiolipin synthase (CMP-forming) activity. NCBI's taxonomy places the organism in Eukaryota, Metazoa, Mollusca, Bivalvia, Mytilida, Mytilidae. Gene Ontology annotation, cellular component: mitochondrion; membrane.
UGGCUGCGCCCAUGAAAUUAUUUCCAAAACAAUAUUGUUUAAUGUAUAUUCCCCUUGCUGGAUAAAGGAAUGUCUAUGAUGUAUAUUUUUCGAUUUGCUGAGAUGACAGCUUGUCGAAUGUGUAUGAAAAGAAAAAUCUUACUGCCAUGCACUAAAUUCAACAGUCGAAUUCUCAAAAGAAUUGAUACUUUCCCUAGAACAAACCAGCAAUCCAUGGGUUUUGCCAUACUUGGGAUACCUUUAAACACUCAUGAUAUAUCUAACAUCAAGUGCAAGACACAGAAACUAUCACUGAAUAAUGGCUUGCAUAUGGGUCAAGUUAAUCUUCUGAAAAACAAUUUUCAAUACCACUACAGAGAUUUGAUUCAGACAUUAUCAACCACAAGUGUUUAUAACCGAUCAUCAGAUACACCCAACACUCCUGACAAAGAUUCAUCAAAGGACAUUAAAGAUAUUAAAGAACAAAUUAUAAAUAUACCAAAUGUGUUAACCAUGUCCAGAAUAGUGGCAACACCAUUCCUGGGAUAUCUAGUCGUACAAGAAGCUUAUACUCCAGCGUUUUGUAUAUUUGUGGUUGCUGGAAUGACAGAUGUUUUAGAUGGCUAUAUUGCUAGGAAUUUUAAUCAGAUGACAGUUCUUGGAUCAGCUUUAGAUCCUCUUGCAGAUAAAUUACUGGUCAGUGUAUUGACUGUCACUCUGACAAUGUCCAGUUUAAUGCCAGUGCCUUUAGCAGCGGUGAUAUUAGGAAGAGAUAUUUUAUUAAUUCUUGCCUCAUUGUAUUUCCGUUACAUAUCUCUACCACCUCCGAAAACAUUUUCCAGGUUUUGUGAUGUUACUAAUGCUACAGUCAAAUUACAUCCUUCAAAUAUAAGCAAGCUAAAUACGUUUUUACAGUUGACAUUAAUAGCGUCAUCUUUAGCAGCUCCAGUGUUUGGGUUCAUGGAUCAUGCAGCACUACAGACUUUGUGGUAUUUGACAGGAACAACAACAAUUGCCUCAGGUGUUGGUUACUAUAGAAACAGACAUCAAAGUGUAGAAAUAUUGCAGGAUAAAAUGAAGCAUUGAUUAUGAUUUUAUGAUUUACUGAUAUAUGUGUGUUAAUGACACAAAAUAGACAAAGUGAAAGAACGAUUGUUUUCAUACCAGUCAAUUGGAGGUUAUUAAAUCACCAGAAAUGAUAUUUGUAGAUAAAAUUUUGCAGAUUUACAAAGUUAAAGUGAUGUAUGGUAUUACAUGAAAAGAAAUGCAACUGCAACUUAUCAAAGAACAUGGGAGUAGAGAAUUUCAGAGCUUAGAAAAAUGUGAUUGCAAAAAAUUAA